Molecule: messenger RNA, 213 nt
Organism: Hydatigera taeniaeformis
Lineage: Eukaryota; Metazoa; Platyhelminthes; Cestoda; Cyclophyllidea; Taeniidae
Source: the annotation of a GenBank genome assembly
AUGUGGGCUGGUGAGCGCUGUGAGUUCCGCGUUGGACAUGGGGGAUCCAAGAGCCAGGCCGAUAUCAACUUCAUCCUCACUUGCCUCUUUGCUUCACUCACUAUUUUGUGCGCCUGUCUUGUCAUUCAUCUAUACUUCAAGAACCGGAAACAGGCUCCGGAUCCGCUUUUGAUCCCGCUUGAUCAGCAACUUCCAAUGUCUUCAUCGAAAUAA